Messenger RNA from Purpureocillium lilacinum, 927 nucleotides. RefSeq lists its product as uncharacterized. Gene Ontology annotation, molecular function: oxidoreductase activity. NCBI's taxonomy places the organism in Eukaryota, Fungi, Ascomycota, Sordariomycetes, Hypocreales, Ophiocordycipitaceae. The record is from RefSeq and is a predicted model, not a curated record.
AUGAGCGACACCACGACGUGCCAUGCUAACAGCAAGCGCUUGUUCCUCUCACGCACAGAAAGCGAGAUUCCCGUGUCGAAGCAGUCCUUCCCGGGCAAGGACCGCGACAUGCCCGCGCCGACGCCCACGCGCGACCAGCUCCCCACGGCGGGCGGCGGCAAGGAGACGUACCGGGCGGCGGGCAAGCUGCAGGGCAAGCGGGCGCUCAUCACGGGCGGCGACAGCGGCAUCGGCGCGGCGACGGCGGUGCUCUUCGCGCGCGAGGGCGCCGACUCGGCCAUCGCGUACCUCCCCGAGGAGGAGGACGACGCGCGCGACACGCGCCGUCAGGUCGAGGAGCUGGGCGCAAAGUGCCACCUCGUCGCCGUGGACCUGACGCGGCGGGAGGACUGCCAAAAGGUGGUCGACUUUGCGGUGGAGAAGAUGGGCGGCAUUGAUAUUCUGUUUAACAACGCGGCGUACCAGAUGAUGGUCGAGGACAUUGCAGACCUGUCGGAGGAGCAGUGGGUGCACACCUUCAACACCAACAUCCACUCCUUCUUCUACGUCUCCAAGUACGCGCUCAAGCACAUGAAGUCCGGCUCCACCAUCAUCAACAACGCCUCCAUCAACGCCUACAUCGGCCGACCGGAUCUCCUCGACUACACCUCGACAAAGGGCGCCGUCGUCUCGUUCACACGCGGCCUGAGCAACCAGUACCUCAGCAAGGGCAUCCGCGUCAAUGCCGUCGCGCCGGGACCGGUGUGGACGCCGCUCAUCCCGGCGACGAUGAACGACCGCGCGCAAAAGGAGUUUACGAGCCCGAUGGGCAGGCCGGCGCAGCCCUCCGAGAUUGCCACUUGCGUUGUCUUCCUCGCGUCGAACGACAGCUCGUGUGUCAGCGGGCAGACGAUCCACUGCAACGGCGGCGUGGUAGUCAAUGGCUGA